AUGGCGGAUGCUCAGGAUCGCGACUCCCCUCCCGUGGUACCUCCCAAGGAGCCCAUUGGGGCCAAGACUACAGAACCAAGUGCUGAUCCGAAAACAAAAGGCGAGCCUCCUGCCUCUAAUAAAAGAGAGAGCGAAAGGGAAGGUCAAGAAAAGUCUCGUUCUCCCGAGAAGCGAGCUCACAAAGUGUCGCCAAGAUCAAUCCCUGGAGGCUGGAAUGACGAUGAGACCAGCGAACCAGUACUCAAGGGAUAUGAAACAAUUGAACAAGGAUCUCAGGCUCAGAAAGGAAUGGGAAAGCAAGAUCUAAUGGAGUUGGAUAAUUCGGUUGAAACUCUGAUCACCUUCGACGAUGCCACUGUCCAUCAGUCCCAAUCCCAAUCGCAGUCGCAGUCGCAGUCGCAGUCGCAGUCGCAGUCGCCGCCACUGCGUAGAACUGGUCUGCUACCCACAUCUGAAGAAUUUCAAUCACUCGAUCAUCUUGCCGGCUUUGCAAACGAUAGCCUCACUCAUACCGAUGAUAAGCUAAAAGAGGAGAACAUUCUUCUUCAACGUCACAUCCAAGAUCUUCACAGAAAGCUUUCGACACUCAGCACCGACAGACAGAUUGCGGAAGAAAAAGCAGAUAGAUUGUCAGAAAAGGUCGACAGCAUGAAGCAGAGAAUGAGCUCCAGCAUGACAGAGGUCGAGCGCAGCAGUGAGACCCUAGCUACUAAGGUAGAAGAACUGACAGAGGAGAAUCGCGCCCUAAGGGAACAACUCAACGAUGCCCAAUCUCACAUAUUCAGCCUUCAACCCUACCGGAAAGACUUGACUCCAGAAGAGGUCGGACAGGAGUAUGAUACUCUGGUCGAGCAUGUUCAAGACUGGGUCCAGAAGUUUAUGGACCCCUGGCUCGAAGACUACAAAGACGGUGUUGAAGCCCUCAUGAACAACGCAAAGAAGAGAGCGGUCGACGCCAACAAGUUCAGAAAGGUUCUAUACCAGUACCCUGAUUUGGCCAAUGGGUCCAUGUUUCCUGAAACGGACGAGGACAUCAUCGCAUCUGUAAUAAUGAGAUUCUUACACGACAAUAUCUUCCAGUCUGUUUUGUAUGGUUCCAUUCCCCGCUACGUCGAGCUUAUCAGUUUCAUCGAAAACCAAAUGCAGGCAUCAGUCGAGCCCAAGAGAGACCUCUUCUCUGUAAGGACAUGGACUGCCGAGGCAUACAACACCCUUCUCAGUUCUCCCCAAUUUCGAUCCGUUCGACAAGAACGACGUGAGCAAAUGACUCAGGAACUUGCAAACAUACUCAAAAUCUUCUUCAAGAGAGAACAGUUCCAGUGGUUUUGCGAAAACCUAAGCAAGCGAGUCGUGGUCCCUGCCAUGAAGCUUUAUGAGAAGUUUCUAGUUUCGACUAAUCACUUCUACCUCGACAUCAACCCCUUUAUCGUCAGGGCUGGGGGAGAGCUCACUACGUCAACCGAUUUCAUUGACACAAUCCGAAAACUCGACUGCAGGAAUGUGCUCCAGAACCGAAAGGCGUUCAACGUAGAAAAACUCGAUCCGCCGCCAUCCAAGAAGGAGUUGUAUCAUCGCCUGCAGAAUAUCUGCACUGUGGUACCGGCCUUAUACAUGAGACAGAUCGGGCAGAGAGAUGCUAUCAAAGAUCCAAUUGUAAUCCGGAAGCAACAGAUGCUGGUUGCCUGGGGGCCGGAAGAGAAACGCCGCGCUUAUCAAAGCGGCGGUGAUCGCACACUUGUCUCGCAUUUGUAUGCUUCUAAAAGUGCAGCCGAAGGAUGGGCUGCCUUCUUGAAGUGA
This is a messenger RNA of Fusarium sp. VM40, 1797 nucleotides long. The record is from the annotation of a GenBank genome assembly. NCBI's taxonomy places the organism in Eukaryota, Fungi, Ascomycota, Sordariomycetes, Hypocreales, Nectriaceae.